Messenger RNA from Amaranthus tricolor (Joseph's coat), 1415 nucleotides. Its product is annotated as replication factor C subunit 3. Gene Ontology annotation, molecular function: DNA clamp loader activity; ATP hydrolysis activity; DNA binding. The record is from RefSeq and is a predicted model, not a curated record. The coding region runs from base 129 to 1193 and encodes 354 amino acids. Gene Ontology annotation, biological process: DNA-templated DNA replication; DNA repair. The transcript has 11 exons. Gene Ontology annotation, cellular component: nucleus; DNA replication factor C complex. NCBI's taxonomy places the organism in Eukaryota, Viridiplantae, Streptophyta, Magnoliopsida, Caryophyllales, Amaranthaceae.
GUGUUUCCCGUUUUCCCGCCAUUGACGCCUUCCUCUCCUCUCCUCUCCUCUCUCCCUCUCUAAACCUUUUGAUUUCCAUUCCUCUUCUCUCCUCUCCUCUCCUCUCCAUCUUCUUCUGCUUAAUCACAAUGCUAUGGGUAGACAAAUAUCGACCUAAAAGCCUAGACAAGGUUAUAGUCCACCAAGAUACUGCCCAAAAUCUCAAAAAACUGGUAACGGAGCAAGAUUGCCCACAUUUGCUGUUUUAUGGACCUCCUGGUUGCGGCAAGAAAACCCUAAUUAUGGCCCUUCUUAGGGAGAUGUUUGGCGCUAGUGCUGAUAAGGUCAAAGUGGAGAACAAAGGAUGGAAGAUUGAUGCUGGGACUAGAACGAUUGAAAUCGAACUUACAACUCUAUCCAGCACUCAUCAUGUAGAAAUGAACCCAAGUGAUGUUGGAUUCCAGGAUAGACACAUUGUUCAAGAGAUAAUUAAGGAGAUGGCUCGGAAUCGACCAAUUGACACUAAAGGGAAGCGGGGAUUCAAGGUGUUGGUUCUUAAUGAAGUUGAUAAAUUGUCCAAAGAAGCUCAACAUUCAUUACGAAGAACUAUGGAGAAGUAUAGUUCAUCAUGUAGGCUUAUUCUUUGCUGCAAUAGCUCAUCUAAGGUUACUGAAGCAGUUCGUUCUCGUUGUCUAAAUGUGCGCGUCAAUGCUCCAAAGAAUGAAGAGAUAGUCAAGGUACUGGAAUUUAUAGGGAAGAAAGAAAGCUUGGAACUUCCGCCAGGAUUCGCUGCUCGUGUUGCUGCCAAAUCUAAUCGGAGUCUAAGAAGAGCAAUACUGUUGUUCGAGACUUGUCGUGUCCAACAAUAUCCUUUUACGAGUAAUCAGCCAAUACCCCCUAUGGAUUGGGAAGAAUAUAUCUCUGAGAUAGCAUCAGAUAUUAUGAAGGAGCAGAGCCCUAAAAGGCUCUUUGAGGUUCGAGGAAAGUUCUAUGAGCUGUUAGUUAAUAUUAUACCUCCAGAAAUUAUUCUUAAGAGACUUCUUUCUGAGUUAUUGAAGAAACUAGACGCGGAACUGAAGCAUGAAGUUUGCCAUUGGGCUGCCUAUUAUGAACAUCGGAUGCGCCUUGGGCAAAAAGCCAUAUUCCAUCUUGAAGCAUUUGUGGCCAAGUUUAUGAGCAUUUACAAGGCUUUCCUUAUUGCAACUUUCGGUUGAUACUGAUCCGGUUUUGUGUGAUUAAUCCGGAUGCUCCUACAGUCCUACUGGAGUCAAGUCGCAAAUCCUUGGUGUUCUGUUUUUAAGGCCUCUGGCUCUGGCUAAAUGUUUGUUUGUAUUGGAAAGAGAUAAACAAAUUGCAACACUAAUGAUGUAGGAGUAUUACAUUUUGGUCUGCAAUUAAUAUCAAACAUUGAAGCCUCUGCCUAAUUCCCUUUCUCA